AUGUUUUCGGAGUGCUCUUGAUAAUUCCCAGCGCGACCAUGUGAAGGAAUAUACACUGGAGGAGCACAAUCUCACGCCAGGCGCAGUUGUCGUACUGCAUGACAUCAGGUUGGGUGGGGCGCGAGGUCACCGCCAUUCAGCAGAAAAGGGAUAUAACACAGCGCGAAGCUAGUCCACUCAUAUCAGAACGAUCUCGCAACAUUCAUCAUGCCUCUCCUCGGAAAGACCAAGAAGUCCGAACUGCGUCCCGUUGACGACUCGCACUUUACCGAAUUGGAAAAGGAAGAGAAAUCUUCUUGGUUCAUCAGGAUGAUUACGGAGGUGAGCUUUCGGUACUCAGUCUUGACGGGCGCCCGACCCUCGCGCGAAUGCGACAAUAACGCUUCAUAUUGGGUCAGUCCCUGACAGCACGCCUGCUAUCGUCAAUGGCGCAGACGACGAAAAACUCGGCCAUGGCUGUAGUCUGCCUCGG
Molecule: messenger RNA, 472 nt
Organism: Schizophyllum commune H4-8
Lineage: Eukaryota; Fungi; Basidiomycota; Agaricomycetes; Agaricales; Schizophyllaceae
Exons: 1
Coding region: 208-405 (65 amino acids)
Source: RefSeq, a predicted model, not a curated record